AUGCCAAUGCUUGGGCAAGCCAGAGCCAAACAGUCUGACGAAAACCUUUCGGAAGUGGGAGACGACAUCGUCCUCCGGCAGCUCCGGCGGCAUCGCACAGGAAUUCCGCCAGAGGAGACAGCGUCAACAAAUGCAAAUCAAAGGGCCGUCACUUUCGAUAGCAAUGCCCCUCUUCAAGUCGAACACCCACCCUCUCAUAAAAGUACUACCAUCCCCUUACCUUUCCUUGUCAAACCCUACCUAACCUACCAAAACUACAAACACGCCCUUGCAACCCACUUUCCGACCCUCUACACUGCCUUCCCACGUCUUCCAUUCGCCCUCGUGCCAUUCGCAUUUUCUCAAUUCAUCCUCAUUGAGGGAUUGGCGCACCAAGGCUGGAUAGAGAUCUUCGCGCGCUGGCUCGUCGUCGCGUCGGGGCGGCGGAUGUAUCCAACGAUCUGGCUGGUGGGCAUUCUUGGUGUUGUCCUUUGCAACAUCAGUGGGACGAACAUCGGAGCAACGAUUCUCCUCACCAAGGUUGUCCGUGCGGCGUCAUUGUCUGCCCUGCCGGACACAGACAUCAACCUAGAGGCGUUCAACAGGUCCGCGGCUAUUUCUCUCGCCGUAGCCUCAAAUAUUGGGACCGUGUCGUUCACGUUCAGUGCCUCGCUCGCGGGGCUUCUGUGGAGGCAGAUAUUGAAUCAGAAGGGGAUUUUUAUCAGGCAGAGGACAUUCGCGUGGUGGAACCUGGCACCCUUGGUGGUCAUGACAGGUGUAGGACUGGCUGUCGUGUGUGCAGAGAUGGCGGUGUUGUAUUGA
Cyclocybe aegerita is the source of this 801-nucleotide messenger RNA. The record is from the annotation of a GenBank genome assembly. NCBI's taxonomy places the organism in Eukaryota, Fungi, Basidiomycota, Agaricomycetes, Agaricales, Hemipholiotaceae.